UUUCCUCUUCCGUAGAAGUGACUGUACUGGAGUUGAGCGGUAUUAGUUUUUAUUUUUCGGACUGUUUUUGCUCAUAAAGAGGAUUUAGAGUGUCUUUUAUGAGUAAUCAAAGGCAGCAGAAGCCUACGCUUACAGGCCAGCGUUUCAAAACUCGCAAAAGAGAUGAAAAGGAGAAGUUUGAGCCUUCCCAGUUUCAGGAAAACAUCGUACAAGGUCUGAACCAAAGUGGCACUGAUUUGGAAGCUGUCACUAAGUUCCUUGAUGCCUCUGGUGCCAAGCUCGACUACCGACGCUAUGCCGAGACUCUGUUCGACAUCCUGGUGGCUGGCGGAAAGCUGGCCCCAGGUGGUACCCUGUCAGAUGACGUGACCUGCACUGAGUUCUGUCUCUUCAAAGCACAAGAGGACAUGGUGACCAUGCAGGCAUAUGCCCAUGUCUUUAACAAACUCAUCAGGCGUUACAAAUACUUGGAGAAAACGUUCGAGGAGGAGAUUAAAAAGCUGCUGCUUUUUCUCAAGGGCUUCACGGAGUCUGAGCGCAACAAGCUGGCCAUGCUAACAGGCAUUCUGCUGGCCAACAACAACCUCUCUGCAGCCAUUCUCAGCAGCCUCUUCAACGAGAACCUGGUCAAGGAAGGUGUUUCAGCAAGCUUUGCUGUAAAACUCUUCAAAUCCUGGCUUUCUGAAAAGGACAUCAACUCUGUCUCUGCCAGUCUCCGAAAGGUUGGCAUGGACAGCAGGCUCAUGGAGCUGUUCCCUGCCAACAAGCGCAGUUGUGAGCACUUCUCAAAGUACUUCACAGACGCAGGGCUCAAGGAGCUUUCGGACUUUGCCAGAAACCAGCAGUCCAUAGGUGCUCGCAAGGAGCUGCAGAAAGAACUCGAGGAGCAGAUGUCACGUGGGGACCCCCUCAAAGAUAUCAUCGCCUACGUCCGUGAGGAAAUCAAGAAGAACAACAUCUCUGAGCAGACGAUGAUUGCACUAAUUUGGUCCAGUGUAAUGAGCUCGGUGGAGUGGAACAAGAAGGAAGAGCUGGUCACAGAACAAGCCAUCAAACUUUUAAAGCAAUACAGCCCACUGUUGAAGGCUUUUACCUCCCAGGGCCUCUCUGAACUCACUCUCCUGCUGAAGAUCCAGGAGUACUGCUACGACAACAUCCAAUUCAUGAAGGCCUUUCAGAAAAUUGUUGUGCUGCUCUAUAAAGCGGAUGUCUUGAGCGAGGAAGCAAUUCUGAAGUGGUACAACGAAACCCACAUUGCCAAAGGGAAGAGUGUUUUCCUUGAACAGAUGAAAAAAUUUGUUGAAUGGCUCAAGAAUGCAGAGGAAGAGUCCGAGUCUGAGGAGGAGGAGGCCGACUAAGGACCUCCAGCUACAACUACCAUCUUGAUUUGUAUUUUUACAUUAACAUAGCACCAGAUGCAGUAGAAAGACUUUACAAAACAUUACAAAAGUCUGUCUGUAUGUUGUUUCGUUUUUUCCUUCUCUUUUCCCUACCUCCUAAUAUCUAGUUCAACUGUAAUGUAAGGGCUUUACUAUUGUUUUAAUUUCCUAAAUUUUCUGUCUGAACUAAUACUUGUACUCUUCUUUAUACACCGGGAGCUGGUCACAGUGCCACAUUUAACUAUAUAGAUGGAAACCCCUCUGAUGUAACUAAAGGGUUUUUUUUUUUUUUUUUGUUUUUGUUUUGGAUGAACGGGUCCCUUUAAAAUUAGCCAGUUUGGAGGCAUAUUUCACAGCCAUUGUAUUUAGUCAUGGAACUCUUAUUUGCCAGAGGUCCAUCUGUGUAGCCAUGAUAUCUUGGUCUUCUGAAAAGCAAAUGGUUUUUGUAGUCUCAUUUUACUUUUCUGCCGAUUAUGCCACCAUGAAUUUUUUUCCCGUUUUUUAGAUUCUGUCUUUAUAUUGGUGAUGGAGAUGUGCCAUUUCAAACAGCAAUGGUGAUGGUUGCAAUGCCCUAUAAAAAUGAAUUGUUCUAUACAUCUUGUAUAACAGAACCAUUCAAGUAUUGUAUUUUUUUUCCUUUACCAUACAGUUUGACUUUUUUAAAUAAAGGGAAAUUAAUGGUUUUCA
Messenger RNA from Plectropomus leopardus (leopard coralgrouper), 2066 nucleotides. RefSeq names its product eIF5-mimic protein 2-A. Lineage: Eukaryota; Metazoa; Chordata; Actinopteri; Perciformes; Serranidae. Gene Ontology annotation, molecular function: protein binding. Gene Ontology annotation, cellular component: cytoplasm; membrane. The record is from RefSeq and is a predicted model, not a curated record.